Molecule: messenger RNA, 165 nt
Organism: Perkinsus marinus ATCC 50983
Lineage: Eukaryota; Perkinsozoa; Perkinsida; Perkinsidae
Exons: 2
Coding region: 1-165 (54 amino acids)
Source: RefSeq, a predicted model, not a curated record
AUGAUAGUAGUAGUAGGAGUGGUACUAGGAGUAGGAGUUGGACUCGGCUGUGGUGGCAUGAUAGUAGUAGUAGUAGGAGUGGAGUUCUGGCGCAUUCUGCUGGAAUGGAGCGCUGAACAAGGGGAACUUGAUGCUAAGAGCGGAGGUGUCUACUGUAGGAGGUAG